ACUAAAUCAAAGUCGUACUCCACAUCAACUCUUCUUCUUCUUCUUCUUUGUUAUUCAAUUUAGGGUUUUGUUUUUGGCGUCGCUGAAUAAAGAAGAGGAAAGAGAGAGAGAGAGGCGAAAGCAGGAGGGCGCCGCCUGAGCAGAAGACGAAAGUCGGUGGGAAUCACGGAGGGAGCAUUGGCGGCUGAUGAUGAUGAGUGAUUGACGAAGGCGGCAGAAGUGAGAAGCACAAAUAGAGGGGAAGAGAGAAGAGGGAGAGCGGCAAGACCGAAACGGGGAAAAGAGAGAAAAAAAGGGAGAGAGAGAGAGAGAGAGGAGCUGCGGCUAUAAGAUGAGCGUGUGAUUCGAAGAGGAAAAAGGGGAAGCGGCUAGGGUUUCGUGUAGCGAUUUGAAGAGGAAAAAGGAGGAAAGUCUGAACAAGUACAAGGCUUCUGGGUUCCAAAAAGUGGAAGAUAUUUUACGGGAAGAGAAAAUAUUUGGGAAGUGAUUUUAGGAGUUUAACAAGCCCUAGAGCCGAGAAUCGAGAGGGUUUAGAGGAGAGAGAGACUCGAUUUUGAGGAAUAAUUUUAGCGGUUCCAGAGAGGAGAGAGUCUAGAUAGGGUUUUUGGGGCGAAGAGGAAUCGAGUGCAUUUGGAAGGAGAAGGGAGGCUUUCGAACCUACAGCUAAGCAGUUCAGACCGGGAACGUGAACCCAUUAAGUCCUCACAUUUGUUUUAAUUUAGUUUGUCUUAGGUUUAUAUGUUGUGCUAGUCCACAAUGUCCAAGGAUCAUUCAGUCAGCAUUAAGGAUGCAAUAUACAAGCUGCAGCUCUCUCUUCUGGAUGGCACUAAAGAUGAAUCUCAGCUCUUUGCAGCUGGCUCCUUGAUGUCUCGUAGUGACUAUGAAGAUGUUGUCACUGAGCGGACAAUAUCAAACCUUUGUGGUUACCCUCUCUGCAACAAUUCGCUUUCAUCUGAUCCUCAGAGAAAGGGAAAAUACCACAUUUCGUUGAAGGAGCAUAAAGUCUAUGACUUACAGGAGGUCAGAAGGUUUUGUUCCUCAAGUUGUCUCAUUGAGAGUCGCGCUUUUUCAGGGAGUUUGCAGGAAGAGCGAUGUUCAAUCUUGAAUGCAGUUAAACUAAAUGAAAUUCUAGAUAUGUUCGAAGAUUUGAGUUUGGAUAAUUCUGCAGAGGACUUAAAGGAGAUUGGGGACCUUGGGUUGUCUAGACUGAAGAUUCAGGAGAAUACAGAGACAAAGGUUGGGGAAGUGCCUUUGGACGAGUGGUUGGGGCCCUCUAAUGCAGUAGAAGGCUAUGUUCCAAAAAGGGACCGUAAAUCCAAGGCUCCACAUGCAAGAUAUAGCAAAGAUGAGUCUAAUUCUAAUCAUGCUAAGCCAAGUACCAGGGAAGAUUUUCCCAUUAACAAGAUGGGUUUCAUGAGUGCUAUAAUCACCAGUGACGAAUAUGGAACUUCUAAUGAGCGAUCGGCUUUAUUAGAGGCCUGUUCUACUAAGAUGCUUGAAGAACAAAAAAUGAAAGGAAUUUGUAGAGAUUUGGAGCAGCAGGCUGUUGUAUCAGAAUCUCCAUCUGCUCCUUGUAGAAAAGAUUCUGGUAGAAAGUCAAAAGAAUCAAGAGGGGAAGUUAAAAUCAUUGCAGAAGAUGAGCAUACAUUUGAAGAAACUUAUGAUGGUUCUGUUACGGAUAAUGCUCAAGAAGAAAAUAGGUCUCUUUUCAAAAAAGCAGGUGGAUCAAGUGGGAUGCUCAAACCUUCUCUCAAAUCUUCUGGUGCAAAAAAACUUGGUCGGUCAGUUACUUGGGCUGAUGAAAAAACUGAUUGUGUUGGAAGUGGUAAGCUUUGUGAGCUUAGGGACAUGAAAGAUACAACAGUAAGCUCGCAGGCAUAUGGUGGUGUAGACAAGUAUGUCGUUGAUAGCAUGGCACGUCUUGAAUCAGCAGAAGCGUGUGCUAUAGCAUUGAGCCAGGCAGUGGAGGCUGUUGCUUCUGGGAAUUCAGAUGUUAGUGAUAUUGUGUCUGAAGCUGGGAUAAUUAUAUUGCCACACCCGCAUGAUAUCAAUGGCGGAGAGCCUGUUGAUGACGGAGAGCAAGUGGAGGAUGUUGAUAUGCUUGAGCCUGAACCAACUUCUCUGAAGUGGCCUCUAAAGCCGGGAAUUCCACAUUCUGAUGUAUUUGACCCUGAAGAUUCUUGGUUUGAUGCUCCACCAGAGGAUUUCAGUUUAACUUUAUCAACCUUUGCAACAAUGUGGAACACAAUCUUUGGAUGGAUAACAUCUUCUUCUUUGGCUUAUAUUUAUGGGAAGGAUGAAAGUUUUCAUGAGGAUUAUUUUUUUAUUAAUGGGAAGGAGUACCCCCGGAAGAUUGUCCUGGGAGAUGGUCGUUCUUCUGAAAUCAAGGAAACUCUUGCUGGUUGUCUUGGUCGGGCUCUGCCUGGACUUGUGGCUGAUCUUGGGCUGCCAACCUCAAUAUCUGAUAUUGAGAAGGGAUUGGGGUGCUUGUUGGAUACAAUGUGUUUCACUGAUGCACUUCCGGCAUUCAGAAUGAAGCAUUGGCAAGUUAUUGUUCUUCUUUUUCUGGACGCUUUAUCUGUGUGUCGGAUCCCUGCAAUUUCUCCUUACAUGACGAACGGAAGGAUGCUGCUUUAUAAGGUCUUGAAUGGUGCGCAGAUGAGCAUGGAAGAGUAUGAGAUAAUGAAGGAUCUCCUAAUACCGCUUGGCCAUGCACCUCAGUUCUCCAUGCAAAGUGGGGAUUAAUUCAGGAACUUUUCUUUUUUCUUGUUGAAGUAGUAAUUAAACUACGGGGAUGUCAGUCACACCUAAUCCUUUCCUUCCUUGAACGAACUGUACGUAUUCAUAGAAAUAUUAAAACUAUAAAUCUGUAAAUGCACCCUGGAGUAGAGGGAGGCUGGCAGGAACAUGCAGUUCUGUGGGGACUACUAUGUUGAAGCUAUGUGGGGUUUAAUUUUCUUAAAUGAAAGAGCCUGGAGAACUGAAGCAAAAUUGUUAAAAAUAUAAUAUUUGUCUCUGAAUAAUUAAACACCUUUUUGACUUUUGUAAGA
Molecule: messenger RNA, 3050 nt
Organism: Carica papaya (papaya)
Lineage: Eukaryota; Viridiplantae; Streptophyta; Magnoliopsida; Brassicales; Caricaceae
Product: RNA polymerase II subunit B1 CTD phosphatase RPAP2-like protein
Cellular component (GO): cytoplasm; nucleus
Molecular function (GO): RNA polymerase II CTD heptapeptide repeat phosphatase activity; RNA polymerase core enzyme binding
Source: RefSeq, a predicted model, not a curated record